Messenger RNA from Pipistrellus nathusii (Nathusius's pipistrelle), 1344 nucleotides. The record is from the annotation of a GenBank genome assembly. NCBI's taxonomy places the organism in Eukaryota, Metazoa, Chordata, Mammalia, Chiroptera, Vespertilionidae.
AUGACCACCGAGGGCGGCCCGCCGCCGCCCCCGCCGCGCCCGCCGCCGGCUCCGCUCCGCCGCGCCUGCAGCCCGGCCCCCGGCGCGCUCCAGGCCGCCUUGAUGAGUCCGCCGUCCGCAGCCGCCUCCUCAGAGACCACCUCGUCGUCGUCGUCCUCCGCCGCCUCCUGCUCUUCCUCCUCUUCCUCCGCCUCCAACCGCGCCAGCGCCUCCGCGGCUGCCUGCAAGAGCGCGAGCGGCGGCGCGGGCGCCGGGAGCGGGGUCUCCAAGAAGGCGAGCUCCGGGCUGCGGCGGCCGGAGAAGCCGCCCUACUCGUACAUCGCGCUCAUCGUCAUGGCCAUCCAGAGCUCGCCCAGCAAGCGCCUGACUCUGAGCGAGAUCUAUCAGUUCCUGCAGGCGCGCUUCCCCUUCUUCCGCGGCGCCUACCAGGGCUGGAAGAACUCGGUGCGCCACAACCUCUCGCUCAACGAGUGCUUCAUCAAGCUGCCCAAGGGCCUGGGGCGGCCCGGCAAGGGCCACUACUGGACCAUCGACCCCGCCAGCGAGUUCAUGUUUGAGGAGGGCUCGUUCCGCCGCCGGCCGCGCGGCUUCAGGCGGAAGUGCCAGGCGCUCAAGCCCAUGUACCACCGCGUGGUAAGUGGCUUGGGCUUCGGGGCCUCGCUGCUGCCCCAGAGUUUCGACUUUCAGGCACCCCCGUCUGCGCCGCUCGGCUGCCACGGACAAGGCGGUUACGGCGGCCUCGACAUGAUGCCCGGGGGCUACGACGCUAGCGCGGGGGCGCCCGGCCACGCACACCCGCACCACCACCACCACCACCACGUCCCGCACAUGUCACCCAACCCAGGCACCACCUACAUGGCCAGCUGCCCUGUGCCCGCCGGGCCUGGGGGUGUAGGCACGGCCGGGGGCAGCGGCGGCGGCGGGGACUACGGCCCGGACAGCAGCAGCAGCCCCGUGCCUUCGUCCCCUGCCCUGGCGAGCGCCAUCGAGUGCCACUCGCCCUACACGAGCCCAGGGGCGCACUGGGGCUCUCCUGGAGCCUCGCCUUACCUCAAGCAGCCUGCCGCCCUGACUCCCAGCAGCAACCCCGCGGCCUCGGCAGGCUUGCACUCCAGCAUGUCCUCCUACUCGCUGGAGCAGAGCUACCUGCACCAGAACGCCCGCGAAGAGCUGUCAGUGGGACUGCCUCGGUACCAGCAUCACUCUACCCCAGUGUGUGACAGAAAAGAUUUCGUCCUCAACUUCAACGGCAUUUCUUCUUUCCAUCCCUCUGCUAGUGGGCCAUAUUAUCACCACCACCAUCACCAGAGCGUCUGUCAGGAUAUUAAGCCCUGUGUCAUGUGA